Molecule: messenger RNA, 2369 nt
Organism: Ceratitis capitata (Mediterranean fruit fly)
Lineage: Eukaryota; Metazoa; Arthropoda; Insecta; Diptera; Tephritidae
Gene: sad
Product: cytochrome P450 315a1, mitochondrial
Exons: 7
Coding region: 341-1990 (549 amino acids)
Molecular function (GO): heme binding; monooxygenase activity; iron ion binding
Source: RefSeq, a predicted model, not a curated record
CAGAAAAAACGCUACACAGCAAGGAAGGAAAAAAGUGCACAAGACGAAGACGACAAAAGAGCAGUCAUAAUUUUUUGCCGAAACAGCAUUUGCACGACACCCAACUUACAGCACACAUUAACCACCGCCACCACAUAGACAUCAUCAUAUCAUCCGCGCUCAUACCAACUGCGCCUCAUAAGCAUAUCCAGCCUUGCGCCAGCCAACAACGACACCACUACGCGACUAAACGACUACGCGUCGAAGGUGGUAGCUGAGUGAGUGCUGAUCUAGUGAUUGUGAAAAAUUGCAAUUGCCACUCGAAUUCGAUACAAGCGUGUGCGUCGUCAUUGUUGUAGUUAUGCUGAAUUUGUUGCCAUCCGUGGUUUUAAACGCUUUACGCGCCUGCUGGUUCCGUCUGCUAGUUAUGUUCGGCAAAGCGCACAAAUAUCGAAUGGACGAGCAUGAUUUCUUAGCAUUACAAGCGGAAACCAUCUCAAUCACAGCGACGGGCAAACCGCACAUAUCAGCUUGCCUGGGGGCUUGGCCAUCGAAAGUGAAAGAUGAGAUAGCCGCAACGGAAACGCGAAAAUUGCCAAGGCCGAAAGGAUUGCCCUUAAUAGGCACGUUAUGGGAUCUAAUAGCCGCUGGUGGUGGACAACAGUUACACAAAUACAUACACCGACGUCAUGACGAGCUCGGUCCGAUAUUUUUCGAACGUCUCGGCGGCGCACAGGAUGCCAUAUUUGUUUCAUCAGCAAGUCAAAUGCGUGCGGUAUUUCUGUAUGAGGGCCAAUAUCCACGCCAUCCGCUGCCGGACUCUUGGAUUUUAUACAACAAACAGCACAAUUGCCAACGUGGAUUGUUCUUCAUGGAGGGCGUCGAAUGGCUACACAAUCGUCGCAUAUUAAAUCGUUUCCUAUUGGGUGGCACCAUGAAGUGGAUGGAUGUACACAUUGAAGCGUGUACAUUGCGUUUGGUGAAUCUGUGGAGGGCACAAGCAAGCAGCGCACAAUCGCAAUACACUGAGCUAAUGGAGCUGGAACAGCAGCUCUAUAAUUGGGCAAUUGAUGUUGUUUGUACGGUAAUGUUUGGGUUUUCCGCUGCUGAAGAUCCCAAAAUGACCGAAACCAUGGAUGAAUUUUCGCGCAUCGUUCACCGGAUCUUCGACACCAGUUCGGCACUUAUGACAUUUCCGCCGCAAUUGGCUAAACGCCUCAAUAUGCGUAUGUGGCGUGAAUUUGAGGAGAGCGUAGCAGCCGUGUUGAAUAAGGGCAAUGAGUUGAUUGAUCUUUUUGUGAAUCAACCAGACGCAUCUGUAAAUAGAUGUGAAAAUAACGGUCUUCAUAAUCAUGAUUGUGCUGGAGACUCACUCUUUCAGAAACUAUUAUCAGCUGGCAUGCCAUUGGAGACGGUUAAACGUAUAUUUGUGGAUUUGGUAAUUGCUGCUGGCGAUACGACAGCUUACACCACAGAAUGGGCAUUCUAUUUACUCACCCAAAAUACGGAAAUGCAAGAACGUUUAGCCCGCGAAAUGGCUGCGAAUGAUGGUCGCGGAAAUAUGCUGGUACACGGACUGAUUAAAGAAUCUAUGCGCCUAUAUCCCAUUGCGCCAUUUAUUGGACGCUAUUUAGAUACCGAUGCGAAUAUUGGUGGCUAUCACAUCGAGCGAAAUAGCUUAGUAUUACUUUCUUUAUACACGGCGGGUCGCGAACCUAAACAUUUCCCCGACCCAGAAACGGCAAAACCCGAACGCUGGCAAAGAAACGAGGAAACUGGUGAAUUGCGGGAGGUGCUGCAAUCACACGGAUCACUGCCCUUUGCCAUUGGUAAUCGUUCAUGUAUUGGACGUAGAAUGGCCAUGAAGCAAAUGCAUUGCCUGUUGGCGACGGUAAUAAGCAACUUUAAAUUGGAAUGCAAGAAUACAACACCAAUUGACUGUAAGUUGCGUUUGGUGACCGUGCCUGACCAGCCAUUGAGAUUGGCCAUAAAACUACGUGACAUCGCAUAGCCUUAGACAAUACAUUAGACAUGCAUAUGCAAUAUAUGUAUGUUUGUAUACAAAUAUAUGCCAUAUAAAUAUAUAUAAAAUAUCAUUUGCACUCAAAUUUAGAUUUAACAUUUACAUACUAAGGAUGUGCGAAUAAUCAAAUUGAUUGAUUAUUAAUCAAAUUUGUAGUUAAUCAUAAAGUCUGAAUUAUUUUAUAAAGCGUUUUCUAUUUUUUGUUUUGUCUUUUUAAUGCAAUAUAUGUAGUACAUAUGUAUAUGUAUAUGUAUGUAAAAAUUUUCAUACUUUAACGCGGUGCUAUGUUCUAUUGAAUAUUAAAGUGCUUAGAAAAAACACGGCUCAUUCAUAGAUGUACAUAUUUUUACUUAGAUGUAUCAUAAUA